UGGAGGGGCAGAUUCUCGGUGGCCUGGCAUCUCUGUACCUUACAUUGGAAAUAACCUCAUAAUCCCGAUGAUAAGGGUUACGAUGUUUUCGGUUUCAUAGGGUAACAACUAUUUAUAAAACGAGCUAAUCCAUUGUGUGCCAUUUAAAAUGGUAGAACACUCGUUAACAGCAUCAGGCCCUCAAUAACUCACCGCGUAUCUUAGCGUUAAUUACUGCGAUUACUAAUUCCGUGAUGAAGCAAAUAUAUCUCUGAGAUCAGUGUCCCGCCUUCGUUUAAAAUUUUUUCGCAUCUCUUCGACCAUGGCUCUUUUAGGAGCUCAACUAGUUAUCACCCUGAUUAUGGUCAGUGUCAUUCAGAAAUUGACUCCUCAUUUCUCUUUGGCAAGAUGGUUUUUAUGUUCUACUGGGUUGACACGUUAUUUGUGUCCAACUGAUCAACAGCUUAGAACUCUUGCUGGUGUGCCUAAGGAGAAACCCAAGAAGGGCAAGCAUGUAGAAAACGGAAAGGUUGGAGAUGUUUUUCAUGUUCCUAGAAAUUUGAAUGUUACACUCGAGAGUGCUAAGAUAGCUGCAUUAGACGUGGUACAUUUAAAAUAUUAUAAUGAUUAUCAAUGGUUAUUGGAUUUUUCUGUAUAUGCUACUGCAGUUUAUAUUAUGACAGAGGUAUACAAUUCUUUAUAUCCAAUCAAAGAUGAAAUUAAUUUAAGUAUGCUUUGGUGCUUGUUAGUCUUGGGUUUUGCAUUCAAAGUGUUACUUUCUCUCUGGGUACAAUAUUUCAAAGGAGAGGAGAGCAUAGGUGAAAGAUCUACAUGCAUUGUAACUGGAUCUGCUUAUCUUGUCAUAGCUAUGAUGAUUCUCAUUGUAGAUGAGAAUACUCUUGAAAUCGGUUUAGACAAGGCUUAUGCAAGUUUUAAUCAUAGCGCAUCCCUCUUUCUAGACAAUCAAGGUCUUUCCUCUACAGGACCUGCAUCGAAAGUUGUGGUCAAAUUCUUCCUUGCUUUGUGGUGUGGUUUAGUUGGUUCUUUAUUUACUUUCCCAGGACUGAGAAUAUCGAAGAUGCAUUGGGAUACAUUGAGAUAUUACAAAGAUCAGAGGUUAUUAUUGUUGUUAGCAAAUAUUAGUUACGCCUCUCCACUUAUAUUAGUGAGUUUAUGGAUUAAGCCUAUAAGCAGACAUUACCUCACAGUCAGAGUGUUUAGUGGUAUGAAUGGACCACUGAUGACAACGUCAGGUUUUGAGAGUAUGAGAUUAAUCGCAAUUAUUAUUGCAGUUCUAUUAAGAUUUAUUCUAAUGCCAGUGUACUUGCAAUCAUACCUCAACUUAGCUGUGCAACGAUUGGAGAAUCAAAAGAAAGAAGCUGGUAGAAUUACGAACGUGGACUUACAAAAAAAGAUUUCUGCUGUAUUUUAUUAUCUGUGCGCCGUUACCCUACAAUUUAUCGUACCGAUAAUUAUAUGUUUAUUUUUUACAUUCAUGUACAAAUCUUUAGGUGGUUAUACAUGGAAUGGCUUUUUAAGAGGAUCAUUGCUCGAAGAAUGUUCAGCUGACGAAGCAUUAAAAUCUACAGCUAACGUAAACAGAGAUGAUAAUGAGAAAACAGUUGUUCAAACGGCACAAGACUUUCAACUUGCUCUCAGUUCCUUCAAACAGAUAUUUACCACGGAUGUAUAUAGAGGAUUAUUAGGCUUAGCAACAUGGUGGAGUUGCUUCGCGUUGUUCGCGACAUCCGCCAUGGGUAUGCUUUACCAGUCGUACUUCUCUGCUGUUUAGGAAUCUGAUUACUGUGUACUGCGUGAUAUCAUAAGCGAUCUAGUAAAGGGGAAAAAGUUUAUCGAACGAUUGCUAUUCAU
This is a messenger RNA of Ceratina calcarata, 1851 nucleotides long. RefSeq names its product transmembrane protein 161-like emei (gene emei). NCBI's taxonomy places the organism in Eukaryota, Metazoa, Arthropoda, Insecta, Hymenoptera, Apidae. The record is from RefSeq and is a predicted model, not a curated record. Bases 302 to 1771 code for a protein of 489 amino acids. The transcript is spliced from 12 exons.